Messenger RNA from Labrus mixtus (cuckoo wrasse), 3102 nucleotides. It is a transcript of the gene cdhr1a, whose product is annotated as cadherin-related family member 1a. The record is from RefSeq and is a predicted model, not a curated record. The coding region runs from base 67 to 2334 and encodes 755 amino acids. Gene Ontology annotation, molecular function: cadherin binding; calcium ion binding. Gene Ontology annotation, cellular component: catenin complex; adherens junction; plasma membrane. Gene Ontology annotation, biological process: adherens junction organization; homophilic cell-cell adhesion; multicellular organism development. The transcript is spliced from 17 exons. Lineage: Eukaryota; Metazoa; Chordata; Actinopteri; Labriformes; Labridae.
GCACACAAACACCUCAUCGUCUCAUGCGCAGGUGUCUCGACGAAGCCGUCUUCAUGGUGCGCUUUCAUGACUUCAUUCUUUAGGAUGAAGAAUGUAAAGAUUUUACAUUUGCUACUGCUGUUUGUGUUUGUCCAUGCCGGCUUUGCACAAGCAGACUUUGCCCCCUACUUCUACGACAACGGACCUUACAGCCAAAAUGGAAACCUGGCUCUGUUCAGCCUCUCGGAGGACACGGCAGUCGGCACACAGAUCUAUUCACUCAACGGCACAGACCCUGAAGGCCAGAAGGUGAGCUACGGCCUUUCCUUUGAUCCCGGAGCCAAAGAGUACUUCAGUGUCGACCCAGUGUCAGGAAACAUCACAUUGGUGGAACAGCUAGACCGAGAGAAACAUGAUUCUAUUGAUGUCCAUGUCAGCAUCAGCGAUGGAAGAAGCCAGGUUGUGGAAAGAGUCACAAUAUUUGUAAUGGAUGCAAAUGAUGAAAAACCUGAGUUCCAAAACAUGCCAGCCAUCAUUAAUGUACUGGAAACAACAGAAUCUGGCAGCAGUAUCUACAGAGUCGAGGCAGUGGACCGAGACACAGGCUCAGGCGGCUCAGUCACCUACUACCUCCAGAAUCCUCAGUCCAUUUUGUUUUCCAUGGACAGAAACAGUGGUGUCCUCCGUUUGAAAUCAGGGGAAAUGUUGGACUUUGAAAAAACAAAGACACACUUUGUUACUGUCAUUGCAAAGGAUGGUGGAGGUAACUUUAAUGGCAAGGAGCAGUUCAUGUCAUCUUCUGCUACCCUGACGAUCAAUGUGAUUGACGUUCAGGACACGCCGCCAUCUUUUAUCGGGACACCGUACUUUGGCUACGUUUAUGAAGUCUCUGUUCCAGGGUCUGUGAUAUUCAUCGUAGAAGCAAAAGAUGGAGAUGUUGGAAACCCAAACCCAAUCAGAUAUUCCUUUGACGAGGGUGACGACGGUGUUUUUGGCAUCAAUAAAACGAGCGGUUUAAUCACCCUGCUGUCUCACCCCAUAAAUCUGAAGAGAGAAAUCUUCAACAUUAAAGUCAAGGCAUCAGAGGUGAGUCCUGAAGGUAGACUCAUGGACUAUGAGUUGACCACGUUGGUGAUCCGUGUGGUGGACCUGAACAAUAACCCGCCCACUUUCUACGGGGAAAAGGGCCCAAAGAAUAUUUUUGAGCUGACCAUGUAUGAACAUCCUCCAGAGGGAGAGAUCCUGCGCGGGCUAAGAAUCACCGUCAACGACUCCGAUCAGGGUGCUAAUGCGAAAUUCAAUCUGAGACUUAUCGGUCCAGGAAGGAUGCUGCGAGUCGUGCCUCAGACGGUACUCAAUGAGGCCCAAGUCACGAUCUUAGUUGAAGAUUCUGCUGCCAUGGACUACGAGAAACACCAUUUUCUCACAUAUAAGCUACUUGCAGUGGAGAUCGAUACUCCUGAGAGAUUCAGCGCCACAGCUGACAUUGUGAUUCAUCUGCUGGACACCAACGACAACGCUCCCAAAUUCUCUUCAGAUUACUACAUCGCCAGAAUUCCAGAAAACUCACCCGGCGGCUCCAAUGUGGUAUCAGUCACGGCAACAGACCCAGACUCAGGACCCUGGGGUGACGUGCAGUACUCAAUAUACGGAUCAGGGGCCGACUUGUUCCUGAUUCAGCCAACAACUGGGAUCAUCUACACCCAGCCGUGGGCGAGCCUGGACGCAGAGGUGAGGUCCAAGUAUAACUUCUAUGUGAAGGCGGAGGAUGCCGAGGGGAAGUACAGCCUGGCUGAGGUCUUUGUGACUGUGUUGGACCUGAACGACCACCCGCCUUCUUUCAAUGACAACUUCCUCGAGACCACCAUGGUGAUUGGAGCGCCAGUGAAAAUAGAGGCUGUAGACGAUGAUGCUGAGGUACCCAACAACGUCAUCGAGUACGCCAUCAUGAAAGCGGAGCCAGACAACAACAUCUUUGACAUUAACGCUGACACGGGGGAGAUCAUGCUCAAGUCCUACAUCAAGUCCAUGGCAAUCAUUCAGAACAUCACCAAGCAGAGCGACUGCACCUGGUCUCUGGUGGUCCAGGCCCGGGACCGAGGCCAGCCGUCCUUCAGCACCACCGCCGUCAUCAAGAUCGACGUCACUGAAGCUAUCAAAACCAGAUUUGUCUCGUACUUCUUGGACCUCAGGAGACAUCCAAAGUCUGUGUUUGGGAUUUGUUUGACUGUUGUCAUCUCCGCCGUUUCGCUCACAAUCUUCAUUUCCACUCUGUUAUACUGGUCCUCUGUGAAAAAGUCCCGCAUCCAUUCUCAGGGCAAGAUCAGAAAGAUUAUUAGGAGGCCGGCGCCAUAAGUGGAACUUGCCUUGAGAUCAUCUAAAUUAAACUAAACCAAACACUGUGGUAGGCAAGAAUUGGUAGCAAUUAAUUUUACCCUAGAGUAGUUUGUGGUAGAAUAAAGCUGUGUCUGUAAAAGAGUAUAGGAGCACGAUAUAAACAUAGUUACCUUGUUUCUUUUUUACCUGAAUGUUCUGCAUUUAGUUCUCAUAUUUUGAUGCGAGAAUUAAAGCAAAAAGAAAACAAACAUUUUGUUUUAUCUUCACAUCAAAUAAUGUCUUCAUUCUCAGAAGCUGGAUGAUCCCAGCUAUGGUCUUACUAACCAUCCUCUCUGAUCUUGUCUUGACAAAUAAAACACAAAAGCACAUGCAUGAAUUCAGUCAAACACUUCAUAAUCAAUCUGUUCAAUUUGCGAGACAUCCACCAGGACAAUGAAAUGUCACCAGUGUUUACAUUCAAACAGUCUACAGUGGUUAAUUUGCAGUGGAUUUUACACCAUUGUAUUUUGCACCACAAGUGAUAUUUCUAGCCAAAAGAUCAAAAACAUGCAUUUCUACACACACACAGACGAUACUUAAUUAUUCCUCUUUGUGUUAAAGGCUUUGAAUUCACACCCAUGGAUUUAUAUUCUCCCUGUGCUCUUUUACAGACCCAACUCAGUGGGGGGCCUUUGGGAUCAUUUUUGAUGCAGAGUAGAAACAAGCCCUUGCAAAUCGUAGCCUUGCUUGCUGGUGUCAUUUGUCUUAUGGUCAUAGUCACAGUCAUCAUCUCCACGGCAACAUUCA